AUGUUGAAAAACUACCUAGAAUAUAAGCGCGAGCAGGUCCUUCUACGCGAGGACACGAAAAGCGACGUCUUGCUCAUGUCCGGAAGUUCUCGGAUUGACAGAGCAUCGGACGAAACACUUGCAAAAUGCUGGAGCAAUGGGACAGUGCGGGAGAUGCUUCCGUUAUUCGAAAAAGACUGGAAUCGAGAGUUGACGGAGCUUAGAGAAUUUUCAAUGGACCAAAGCGGAAUGGGUCACACGGAUAUAUCAAAGAGGCCGAGUCCUCGUAAGCAGCAAAUAUAUGAGCCUCAUUGGCGCUGCGUGGCUACGAAUGAUGUGGAUGCGCUAGCAGCGUCUAACAUCUUCGAGCGUGAGUAUUUGAUCGCGAUAGUAAUGGCUUUCGCUAGUGUCCUCGCUGCAGAUAUUGCUGCUAAUCUGGAUUUAAGGGUCUUAGUAGGUAAACGAGGUACUCGAGGAUGGUUAGUGAAGGGAUCCCUGCUCUAGUUCAGGUGAAGCACACAGCUAAGAAGUAUCAUAACUAGGUGAAAUAGAGGACUGGAAUCACCUUGAUCUGGAACCCGAUUACUAGUGUAUCCAGCCUGUCAGUAACCUCUCUAAGCAAUCCUCUGUCCCGAACGGGCUUAAACGAGGACGCUUUGGCCUCAUCGCUAUGGAACCAUCGCGAAGGAGGGCAUAGGUGGCUACCUCUCUGGGCGCUUUCUGAGGAUGGUCGUACUGCUAUUAAGAUAAGUACCCAAGUGAGGAACAUCCUCAGCAUCACAUACCCGGCCUCCUUCUCAAGGGAAAUAAGAAGUGGACAAGGAUAUGACUUUCAAUGCGGUAGUAGAAAAAAGCAAACAUCAUGAUCAAUCAUGGUAGUUGUAGGAUCAUGGCUUCUUAGAAAAAUGGAAGCAGCCCCCAAGGUCGCUCUAAUGGUAGUAGAAAAAAGCAAACUACUGCGAGUCCAUUUCAACCUGAGGUAGUUUAAGGGCUGUAAGUUGACCGAUCUACGAGCAUAUCUAUGGCUUCUUCAAGUAGGAAAGUCAUAGAUAUGCGAGCUAGAUGUAGAUCGGUCAACUUGCAAACGCUAACAAGCUUUGCGGGGUUACCUGAAAUUUUGCGCACUCUUGCAAGCUGUAGAAGGGUUGGCGUUUGAAGAUGACCCAAACAACGAAUCAGCACACCAAGUCAACACCAACCCUCACAGAUCAGGAUGUAGUGUACUAUUUCCGGGCUCUUUUUCCUUUUCAUUUCGCGGAAAAAAGCGCAUUUCUUCUGCUACUAGAUUGCGUGAGAAUAUCGCGCGCGCAGUGCGUGACAAAACAGCAGAGAUGUGGAGGGAACUGUUGGCCGAUGCUUCGCAAGGAUCUUGGGCUCACAUGCUUGCUGAGCGAAACGAGCUGGCGCCGCAGACUUAUGCUGGGUAGUCAAAUUCACAUUGUUUUUGGCAGGCUCUAGUAGCUGUAAAGGACUAUAGUGUACAUCUUUUCCGUAGUGAUACGAAUUUGAAGAUUCUCUCAUUGGCAGGUCUUCAAGCAGAUUACUUGUGAAAACGCGGUAAUUUGAUGAUGAAACUCGCGAAAAUCCUGACAAGAUUAUCUUCUCUCUCGUCUUCUAAGAAGAUCAGGAAAACACGCGUCGUCUCUACACAUUCCUCGCGCAGCACGCGAAAGCCGGCACACAACCACCUGUAGAAGGGCCGCUGAUGGUUCGGAGUGGGAACGCAGAAGGUCAGGAACAUACGCCAAGGGCCACGACGAUGAUGACUCCCCUUGAGUAUGAUGGGGUGAUGAUUGAAACUCCGUUUCUGCCGUCACUCCUACAGCAGCGCCUUGGGUUGCCACCAGUGACUUGUGCUCCAUUGCAUUAAGGCUUCAGGAGGUAAAACUUCGAUCUGUUGACGAAAUGGCAUUCAGAACCAGAAUAGCUGGACUGGAACUGUAAUGUUGCAUUUUUUAAAUGUCCAGGCUUUUUUGCAAUUAUGCGCCACGGCUUUAGGCUAAACACUGGAGCGACAGCGACUACUCUUUUUACUUGAAAUGACAACCUACUCUUUAUAUGAAAUGAAAUGUUGUACAGGGGGUGGCUAACCCAUGACUUCUGUGCAAUGUUGUCUCUUAGGUAGUUUCAUAGGAAUUACGACAGGGACACACGACACGUGACAUCAAUUCGUUCUUGUGCUUUUUUUCCAACUCUAAUAUUACCCAGACACACCCAGCAGCAGCAUAGCGGAGGAGGCCAGCACUUUGGAGUUACCAGCAUCUUCAAGGUUAGAAGAAGAAGAGAAAGAAAUCGGCAGGGAAAUCUUAGGGUAUCUGCCUUACAGAUUCGAAUCAUCAGAAGAAGAAGAGAACAGGGAGGCGCUGAGAACGGACUCAGAUGAUGGUCGACGACUACAACUUUAUUCUUGCUUAGGCACUAAUAAGCGAAGGCGCCUGCAACCACCAGCAGCCCAAUUGUUGUGUCGUCUAGCUCAGCGAGUUUUCACGGCUUAUCCGGACAGGUCGCUUCUGCCAGCUCAGUUUCAGAAUAUCAGCACGAAUUCUCCUGACUGGCUCGUGACGUUUAGUUUUAUGUCGAAAUUAGUAGCGCUUCUGAACAACCUGGAAGCAGCUCUACGUGAUAUCGAAGAGAAAGAACGAGUAGACCGAGCUGAAAGUGGUUUCACGCAAACUUCGUCUUCUAUCGAAAUCCAAAUCUCUUGGGUAGAUGACGUCACAGAUUACUUCGAUCGCAGGCUCUUCACUGCGAUUCUGUGUAUGGAUGAUGAUUUUUGCAUCUAUCAGACCAUAGCGGCUCCCCGUUUUGAGGGGAAAAGGGUAGCCGUGACGGUCUGCCCAUUGAUGGAAAAGACACCAUUCAUACUGUAUCACUACGUGAAGACAAGCCCAAGUGCAAGUGCUAUGGGUGCACAAAACGCACAUGCAGGUGGGCCUGCGCCUGGACUGAAAUCGAGAAUCCUAAAAAUUGUAAUUCAGCCUGUGAGUUUUGCGCGUGCUGACCAAGAGCCCAAGAUCAAGGAAUUGGAACCCAUUAUUGUGGAUUUGCAGAAGCAAAUGGAGAUUUAGAAGAUUAAUAUUACAAACUACUACCAGCUACAAGUCAUAUUCCUACUUCCUUGUAUUAUUUAAUUGAUAGAACAAGUACUACUACUAGUUACUAGUAAGACACACUCACUACGAUCGUUGCUGUUUCGCAAGCCUUGACUUACAUAUUAUGUAUAAUUUAACAAAUGCCCUUCUCCUUUCUCAGGUUACCUUUGCUUACGAAUGAACAAACUUCUCUGAAGAUUUGGUUCAAUUUCCAUUCUGAGUCAUAAUUUCGAUGGAGAGGAUGGCUGAUGUCUUUAAUACUGUCCCAAAAAUACUAGACUGUCGGUUGUGUGCACAUUUGCGGGAGCUUGAAAAAACUUUUACUUUCUGCACACAAACAUGAUGUGAGUUUUUUAUCAUGAUUUUCUAGGCUCACAUGAUGAAGAGACGACCUCCUGUUGCGACACUGCGCAUGAAGAACGCAACGAUAUUGCUUCCGUUAAAUUUUCCACUAAAAACCACUCACAUUUUCUUUACAACUCAAACGGGGACGGAGUUUCAGUCCGUGUCGCUCUCGCUUUACCCGG
Messenger RNA from Amoebophrya sp. A25, 3598 nucleotides. The record is from the annotation of a GenBank genome assembly. NCBI's taxonomy places the organism in Eukaryota, Dinophyceae, Syndiniales, Amoebophryaceae.